GACGCCAGAAGCAGAAGAGAACAAUCUCCUCGCUCCCUUUCCGUGGCACGCGGCCGCGAGAGGCCUCUCCCCUUUCUUGAAGCCACGGCAACCCCCCGAACAAACCCCCAAUUACAACGACGCACCACCGCACCGCACCCCAUCUCCAUCGCCACCGCUUUUAAAUCCCCACCGCCGCGAACGGAUCGAACGGCCGGCCUACCCACCCUCUACCUGCCAGCCAGCCUAGGGUUUUGAGUCCGCCCCCCUCCGCCGCGCACCAUGGGCCCCGACGAGCUCCCCAAGGCCGCCGCCGCCGAGGAGGCCGCCCCGUUCUCCUUCAGCAUCUGGCCGCCGACGCAGCGGACGCGGGACGCCGUGGUGCGGCGCCUGGUGGACACCCUGGCCGGCGACACCCUCCUCUGCAAGCGCUACGGCGCCGUGCCGGCCGCCGACGCCGAGCCCGCCGCGCGCGCCAUCGAGGCCGAGGCCUUCGACGCCGCCGCCGUCACCGGCGGGGCCGCCGCCUCCGUCGAGGAGGGCAUCGAGGCGCUGCAGCUCUACUCCAAGGAGGUCAGCCGCCGCCUCCUCGACUUCGUCAAGUCCCGCUCCGCCGCCGCCAAGGCCGAGCCUCCCUCGGAGGAGGCGCCCGCCGUCAAGGAGGAGACCUCCGAGGCCUGAGCCCCGGACGAGGACAUUCGUUUCGUUUAUGCUUCGAGAUAAAAUUCGUUUACAUCUAGAGUUCGUGUGCGGCGUUGGCCUCUGCUUGGGAUGAGUUGCCUGUAGGUUGUUGGCGUGCCUGUGCUGUUAUUGUUCUUUCAGUAGCUGCUGGUUACCCUUUUUUUUAGUGUGUUCGUUAAUUACUCCCGUUUGUAUCUGUGAACAAGAAUUAUCUUCACCUUGUCGUGGCAAUGAUCAAGAUUUCACCGGAA
Messenger RNA from Triticum aestivum (bread wheat), 911 nucleotides. Its product is annotated as MFP1 attachment factor 1. The record is from RefSeq and is a predicted model, not a curated record. Lineage: Eukaryota; Viridiplantae; Streptophyta; Magnoliopsida; Poales; Poaceae. The coding region runs from base 262 to 660 and encodes 132 amino acids. The transcript has a single exon. Gene Ontology annotation, biological process: lateral root development; mitotic cell cycle.